Messenger RNA from Serpula lacrymans var. lacrymans S7.9, 378 nucleotides. RefSeq lists its product as uncharacterized. NCBI's taxonomy places the organism in Eukaryota, Fungi, Basidiomycota, Agaricomycetes, Boletales, Serpulaceae. The transcript is spliced from 2 exons. The record is from RefSeq and is a predicted model, not a curated record. The coding region runs from base 15 to 296 and encodes 93 amino acids.
UAAUCAUCCGAAUUAUGAACUGGAGUGCUCUACGGACUGACAAGCACAUUUCUAUCUGGAAUAUGCCACGAGCUCUCUGGGUCAUAUCAUUCACUUUUCUGGCUCGUUACAGGAUCCCACAUCUUUUUUUUCAAGUGCCAAGCAUCUUGACUGAUGCUUCAAGCUGUUUGGCUUAUUACGACUCGGACUCACGAGGUGCCGAAGCUCAAGCUUUCAAAGCGUGCUAUCAAAGUAGUCCAUUCUUCGUUCAAGUUUCUUGCAAGUUUGUCAAUGAUAUCAUCCUACUCAUGUGUUAGUCAGAGCAGAUAGGCUCGUGAUCACUAGGCGCGUUGCUUCGAAUCUCAGAUAGAACUCGAACCAUUCGCUCAAUGAAUCUCC